AGACGUAGUCUGUCGUUGUUAGUUGAAGCUCACUUGUCGUUCCUUUAAAUAUUCAAUACUUGUAAAUUCUUAUCAUAGUGCAUAUAUAAGGAUACAACGCGUGAUAACAUAUUGUGGCUUCAAUUAAAUGCUUGGUGGUUCUUUGAAUAUAUUUGUAGGUGUUCUACGCUUGUAAAUAUCUCUCGUAUCAAAGAGAAUUUCUAACCGGAGCCGAAGGAUGACUAAUCAGAGUCUAACAAGAUAAAAAGAAGAUUGUACGGGUCCUUUAAUAUACGCAUGGAAUCAAUAACAAGAAUGGGCUAUGGUCAAGAAAUAAUAAAAUCUCUGCUAUCGAGAAACCAUGAUUGCUUUGAAUUGCUAUGAAAAUAAUGGAGUAUCACGAUUGUAGGCAAAUAUACGAAUGGAUAAAUAUCAAGCUAAUCGAUUGUUGAGCACCAUGUCCAAUAUUCCGUUACUCGGCGAGCGUAUCAAUCUUGUGCGAGACAUUCUGCAGUGUCCGUCAUGUAUAUUCGCAACGUCAAGCAGGUCAGAAUUCACCGAGCAUCUAGUUAGCCAUUGCACGCCGAAGCAACGCAGCGAUUCGAAUGUUAAAGCCCCCUUAAAUGCAGACGGUUGUUCAUCUUUCGCAGUAAUGGAGCCCAAAGCAGAAGAGACUUGCCGCGCGAAUCUGCAAAGCAGGCGAGACAGAGGCUUCCGAGAGGCUAAAAGGUGCAAGCAAUGCAAUUUCGUAGCCGGCACGAAGAUGGAAUAUUGGGAGCAUAUGCGUUGCCACAUAAAAGGCUUUACAUGCUCCGAGUGCUCCUUCGUUACCAAGUACAAGCAUCAUAUGAACCAUCACUGGCUUAGCGUUCACGACGGCUCCAAGCCGUUCAAAUGCAAAAAGUGUUUGUAUACGUGCGUGAGCAAAUCAAUGCUGACUAGCCACCUGAAGAAGCACUCCAACAUCUAUCCGUACAGAUGCGCGGACUGUACAUACAAGAGCAAGUUCUGCAACACGCUAAAGAAGCAUCUGCGAAAGAAGGAGCAUCAGCCGGCGAUGGUAUUGAACGCUGACGGCUCGCCGAAUCCGCUGUCCAUCAUCGAUGUCUACGGUACGAAACGCGGGCGCAGGCCUGCUAAAGAGGAACGAAACAGCACUGUGACCAUCACCACGAACGAUCAGAUCGGCGACUCCUUGUCACUUGAUUCGCCGGUUGCUCGUUACUUAACUGUCGCCACGACCAACGAUUGGAUAAAUGAAAGUAGCACAAAUAAGAGCCAAUUCCCUUACAGCGAUUUGGUUGCUGCUUUCAAUCUGUCGAGUCACGUUUCGCUUGGCGAAGACGUGGCGGAAAAUAUGCGGAGAAUGGAGCAAUCCGGUACGUUGACGGAGAUGCUUGUCCGAAAUGCGUUGCAGGCAGAAUGUAACGAGGUGAGCAAACAUCACUUGUCCGAUAGCAAAACUACCGAGUUGGAGUACCAGAAGAGGAGAAUUACCGAGUCUACAACAGACGCACCGUUGGAUCUCCGCAUCGCUGAGGUGAUCCAAGAGAAUCAGCUUCAGUUUCGGGCAUUAGCGCGAAUUGGCGCGAAUUCGCCGAAAGUCACCGGCACUAGUAAACGUAAAGGUAAAGCGAUCAAGCUGGAACGUGAGCAAAACGAAGGUAUGUCCUUUGACUCGGACGGUUUCCGCCAGGUAAAUCCGAGGGUCGAGGACAUUAAGGUUGCCGAUUUAUUCGAUGCCGACCUCAUCUGCCACUACUGCGAAAUUAUAUUCGGCAAUGUAAUCAUGUAUGCCAUGCAUAUGGGUUGUCACAACUUUAAUGAUCCUUACACAUGUAACAUAUGCGGCCAGGAAUGCAUCGAUAAACUAUCCUUCUUUCUGCAUAUCGCUCGAUCGGAGCAUUAAAUAGAAAUAAAAAUGCCUAUACGAAAGCGCUUCGAUUGAAAAACGGGAAAAAUUAUUCUAGUCAAAAGUAUCGAAUGUAAAGAUGCUUCGACGAAGCGUUAUUGCUCACAGCACGCUCCAUCGGCUCCAUGUAUAAUUUAAAGAAAAGAAGAGCAAAAGGAAAGGAUGAUGCAAUGUUUAAAUGAAAACAUAAAUCUAUAUCGUAGGUACGCACAUGUAUGGAAAAACAAAGAAAUUUCGCAUUACUCAUGUUAAAUUAUAUUGAUAAAGUGGACCAAAGGUAUUAAAAUUAAUAUUGCAAAUGCAAGGUUAGUUGUUGCUGACGUGUACAUACAAAAGGAGAGAAUUUAUCUUGAAAAUUUAUGAGAGUUUUUUUAAAUUUUACUAUUUCAUUAUAGUAGAUAUUAAUGAGAAAAUAACUAACUUAUUUUCAGGAUAAUUUCUAAUUGUAAGAGAAUAUUCUUUCCGUGUAGAAUCAGCACUGACUCAAUCUUUAUCAAUGACUGAAUAGACGAAAAAUGACGAAGAACGCUGUGAUUUAGAUUAAAUUGCAUAUAAUUAUUUCUCUUUAUUUAGUAAUACAAAGUGGCGGUUUACACGAUCUAAUUAAAUAAUUAUCGGACACCACAAGUAUUUCUUCCCAAUGCAAACUAUAUUUGCAUUAAUUUUCUUCAACAAUAAUAAAUUAAUCGAUAUUAAAUGCAAAAAUUGUUUUUGCAA
Molecule: messenger RNA, 2608 nt
Organism: Vollenhovia emeryi
Lineage: Eukaryota; Metazoa; Arthropoda; Insecta; Hymenoptera; Formicidae
Product: protein hunchback-like
Exons: 4
Coding region: 401-1888 (495 amino acids)
Biological process (GO): regulation of transcription by RNA polymerase II
Molecular function (GO): RNA polymerase II cis-regulatory region sequence-specific DNA binding; DNA-binding transcription factor activity
Source: RefSeq, a predicted model, not a curated record